Molecule: messenger RNA, 1804 nt
Organism: Oncorhynchus keta (chum salmon)
Lineage: Eukaryota; Metazoa; Chordata; Actinopteri; Salmoniformes; Salmonidae
Exons: 3
Coding region: 1046-1804 (252 amino acids)
Source: RefSeq, a predicted model, not a curated record
UGAUCCUGUCCAGCAGAAAUAAAAAUCAGCCACUGCUUACGGAUGUCUUCAUUCUUCAGGAAAUAGUGUAAUGUUAAAUUAUCACUAUGGCAUCCAGUCACAACACGGUGUGUUUUUUCUGGCAUUAUGUUCACAAGAAGCUGAAUCUAUUUCACCAGAGAAAGCAUCCGAUCGAGACAAACAGCUCUCCUCUUGUCACGACUUCCGCCGAAGUCGGUCCCUCUCCUUGUUCGGGCGGCGGAAGACGGCACCGGCCUUCUGGCCAUCGCCAAUCUACUUUUCAUUUUGCAUUUGAUUUGUCUUUGUCUUACACACCUGGUUUCAAUCCCCCAAUUACUUGUUCAUUAUUUAACCCUCUGUUCCCCCAUGUUUGUUUGUGAGUAAUGUUUAUUGUAUUGCGGUCCGUUUUUGUGGCCUUGUAUUUAUUACAUUGUGUAUUGUGAUAUAUUUGAGUAAAAAGGCUUUCAUUACUCACAUCUGCUGUCCUGCGCCUGACUCAUCUCACCAUCUACACACAGACGAUUUACAGAAUGACUCACCUGCUAAUGGAGUCAGCAGGAGCAGACGCCCUCCCUGUGGCGGUAGAGGAGCGCGUCCAGAAGCACGCCACCAUGUUGCAACGUCUGGGCACCGCCAUGGAUCGCAUGCUGCAGACGAUGGAUCAUUGGGAGAGAGGAGGAGGUCAUCCAGCGCCUCAACCAGCCCCACUACAGUAGGCCCCACUGUCCACCCCUCCUUCACCUGGUCGCAGCGGGAUUCGACACGCGCUCCUGAGGGAGUAUGAUGGGACGGCUGCCGUAUGCCAGGGGAUCCUACUACAGCUGGAGCUCUACCUGGCAACCAUCCACCCGGCUCCUUCGGGACAUGAGAGCGUGUCCGCCCUCGUCACUCAGGCAAAGCCCUGGAGUAGUCCAACGCCGUAUGGAGUGAAGGAGAUACGGCGUUGGACCGUUACAUAGAGUUCACCCGUCGCAUUUGGGAAGUUUUCAACCACACGUCUGAGGGUCGAGCGGCGGGUGAACGUCUGUUCCACCUAAGGCAGGGGAUGAGGAGCGAGCAGGAUUUUGCUUUGGACUUCCCGACCGUGGCCGCCAGCGUGGGAUGGAACGACAGGGCCCUGAUCGAUCACUACUGGUGCAGUCUGCGUGAGGAUGUUGUUCGGGAGUUGGCCUCCCGAGACACCACCCUCACAUUGGACCAGCUGGUGGAUCUGUCCAUCCGGCUGGACAACCUGCUGACUGCCCGUGGACUUUCAGAUCGGGACGUGUCAGGUCCAUCCCCAGCACUUCUGCUCCGACGCCCAUGGAGCUGGGAGGUGCAGCACUUAGGGCGACCGGAGGAGGGGCCAUUCCCUAAACCAUCUGUGGCCGCAGAGGGCACACUGCUGGUCGGUGCUGGGGAGGUUCCUCAGGGAGUCGAGGCAGCAGGCAAGGCACUAUCGUGUCACCCCAGGCCGGUGGUGGCUGGUCCACUCCAGGAGUCUGAGGUGCGGGAGGUUCCUCCGCCCACUCUGGACAUCGAGGGGGCCCCGGCGUAUGCUGUUCAAGGCAUCCUGGACUUGAGCCAUCAGGCAAGGGGCCUUCAGUACCUCGUGGAGUGGGAGAGGUACGGUCCGGAGGAGAGAUGCUGGGUGCCGGUGGAGGACGUCUUGGACCCUUCGUUCCUGCGGGAGUUCCACCGUCUCCAUUCGGAUCGCCCUGCGCCUCGUCCUCCGGGUUGUCCCCGAGGUCGGUGUCGGCGCGCUGCUGGGGGGGGUACUGUCACGUCGGGCGGCAUUUGGAGGUCGCCGUCACCGGCCUUCUAG